AUGGCCUAUCUACAUGCGUCUCGAGGGCUUCCGUUCAAGGAGAAGAACAAGAUCGAAAACGUACUUUUGGCUGGAAUCACGUUCACAAGAAAAACUCCCACGGAAAAGCUUCUACCGAAAUGUUUGGGCGGUCAGUUAGUUACUAAGUCCAGUCGACUCAAUCCUAUUAGAGGGUUGAACCUGGUGUGUUUCAGUCUUCGUGAAGAACUCGAAAUGCUGAGCGAGAACGGUAUUCCCGUAUCACACAACGGUACUACUUGGUUCUGCACCCCGAUACUGGCUAAUGGUGUCAUCGAUUUCGCCGCCUUGAAGACUUUGUACGACUUACCCCGCUGGCAGUCUUUGUAUGGAUGCCAUCUCUGUACUUUCCCGGGCGAAAGAGUUGGCCACCGAGUGAUUUGGUUUCCCAGAUUCCCUUUUGCUGGAGACCGUCGCACAUACGCUUCGCUAACUCAAGAUGCGAUAUCGCGCUCUCAAGGCGUAAGAGGUCGGACGCAGAUGAUGGACAUCUUAAUGGUGCAUGAAUGCAUACCGGAUGCGCUGCAUGUGAUAUCAGAGGGCAUAACUUGCGACAUAUUCAAAGCCAUGUUUUCUCCGCAAAGCCGCGUGCCCGCGAUGAAAGUACGUUCGGACUGCGUGCAGGAGUUCCACCGCAUCAUAGCCGCCACUCGCAAUUACACAUACGCUGAUAAGUUCGUUCUUGGACUUGAAGAUCUUUCGGGUGCCACCGGAUCUGAGAAGGACGCUCUUUCUUUCGUGGUAUUCCCUCUUGCGGCCGCGAUGAAUAUCUGCGCUGAUCCUGUGGGUGCUGUCGCCGUGCUUGCAUACUGGAUACUCGUGCGAGUCAUUGAAAGGAGCACAGAGCUGACAGUAAACGACUUCCCUGGAGUCCAAGAACUAGCUAGGGGGAUGAAGUAUCUGUGGUACGCGGUGGAGCCGACUUUGUUCACCCUUAAAGUCCAUACCUAUUUGACGUCGGGAACACCAUAUCAUUGGAGUGCGAGUUCCUUCGAAAGCACGCAUCGGCGCCUCCAGCUUCGUAUUUCCCAGUGCACCACCAACGUCGAAGAUGCUGUCGUUGAGAAUUUCGUUAUGCGCAAAUACCUGCUCGACAAACUGGAAAAGGAAACACAGCGAUACAGCAAUAAGUUCAUGGAC
Molecule: messenger RNA, 1158 nt
Organism: Ostertagia ostertagi
Lineage: Eukaryota; Metazoa; Nematoda; Chromadorea; Rhabditida; Trichostrongylidae
Source: the annotation of a GenBank genome assembly